AUGCAACAGUAUAAGAAGCUCGGUCAUAUGUCGCAAAUCGAAGAGAAUCGACCAAACAGGGCAAAGGAUAUAUACUAUUUGCCACAUCAGCCAGUAAUCAAAAGCAAUGCACUGACAACGCCCUUUUUGGCGGUAAGGUGUCUCAAGGAGCUAGCAAUUCAAGAGCAAAUCAAGUAUCCAGAAGCAGCUAAAGUGUUAAGAUACGAUUUUUAUAUGGACGACGUGCUCACAGGAGCGCACACUAUGGAAGAAGCCUGUCUGUUGCAGCAGCAAUUAAUGGAAUUACUCAAGGCAGGAGGUUUAACCUUCUACGAAGUGAAAGUAGGUGGAGAAGGUGGAGAACAAAUUGUAACCAAAAGACAAUUAUUAUCAUUAAUUUCGAAGAUAUAUGAUCCUCUGGGCCUCAUCGGACCUAUACUUGUGAUAGCCAAACAAUUAAUGCAGCGAGUUUGGAAGGAGCAGUUAGAUUGGGAUGAAGAAUUACCUGAUCAUCUACAUAAAGAAUGGUUAAGGUACCACAGUGCUAUCAAUUCAGCUCAAACACUUGUAGUUCCUCGUAAUGUUAAUCCAGGCAAUGCAUCUAUGGAUAUAGAAGUGCAUAUCUUCUGUGAUGCGUCGGAAAAGUCGUAUGGAGCUUGCGCUUAUGCAUGUCAUCAAGGGCGAGAGGGGAGCAUCGCCAUUCAAUUAAUGUGUUCAAAGUCCAGAGUAGCUCCUCUAAAGUCUAUUACAUUGCCUCGCUUGGAGCUGAAUGCCGCACAUUUAGCGGCCAAGCUGUUUGACAGCCUGGAGAGAACGCUAGGAGAAAGAAUCAGGACAGCAAGAUUCUGGACAGACUCGAUGAUUGUCUUAAGUUGGAUACGCACAGAAACGUAUAAACUAAAAACCUACGUGGCUAACAGAGUCUCGGAUAUUCAACAGAUUACAGCGGGCAAGAUCUGGAGUCAUGUACCAUCAAAACACAACCCAGCAGAUUUAUUAUCAAGAGGGAUUAGCACAAAAGAGUUGAGAGACAAUAGAUUAUGGUGGCACGGACCACAAUGGUUGACUCAGCCGGAAGAAGAGUGGCCAUCUCAGAAGACAGACAAAUUGGAAGAAACCCCAGAGCUUCGUCGAGAAGUAGUGCUCACAGCAAUUGCGGACAACCAUAUUUCAGAAAUUUUGAAAAAAUAUUCGUCUAUAAGUAAAUUGAAACGAGUCAUCGCUUACUGCAUGAGGUUUGGUAGUAAACUUAGAGGAGAGAAGAAAAAUGAAGAACUUACCAUAGAAGAAUUAGAAAGGGCGAUGUUAGUGAUAGUUCGUUUGGUGCAAGACCAAGCUUUCAAAAGAGAGAUAAACGAGUUGCGAUUAGGAAAGGCAGUUCAUCGAAAAAGCAAAUUACUGUCGCUUCGUCCAUUUCUCGAUAAAGAUGGACUCUUACGUGUAGGAGGCCGACUGCGGCAAGCCGAAAUUGAAUGGGAUCAAAAACACCCAUUACUGCUGCCUGCCAAGCAUUAUAUAACUACGCUUAUAUUCCAAGAAGAGCACAGAAGGUUACUGCAUUGUGGGCCAGAGCAGCUCUUAGCAUCAAUCAGACUUCGAUACUGGCCAAUAGCGGGCAGUAGCACGCAAGAUAACACGACAUUAUCUACCCAAGGAUCGUCUUCAAGGUUGUCUAAGGCAUUUGCAAUUAGCGGGGUAGAUUAUGCUGGACCGAUCCAAAUUAGAGAAGGAAAAAGAAGAGGAAGGAUACCUAUAUCAAAAGGAUAUAUAGCAUUAUUUGUAUGUUUCAAUACGAAAGCCGUUCAUUUGGAAGCAGUAACGAAUCUGACCACUGAAGCCUUCUUAGCAGCUCUAAGAAGAUUUACAGCCCGAAGAGGACUUUGUAGGAUACUGUACUCGGACAAUGCCAAGAAUUUUGUAGGAUCUUCAAGAGAGUUAAAAGAAGUCCACCAGUUCAUGAAGGAUCGAGCCGAUCAGAUCAAAACCGGCAUGGUGACACAAGGUAUUGAAUGGAAAUUUAUACCGCCGCGAUCUCCAAAUUUUGGAGGGUUAUGGGAGGCGGCCGUUAAGGCCACUAAACGACACUUAUAUAUAGCCACGCGUAAUCUCAUAUUGACAUAUGAGGAACUCAGCACUCUUCUGGCUGAAAUUGAAAGCAUAUUAAAUUCACGUCCCUUGACCCCGUUGUCCUCUCACCCUAACGACCUAACAGCAUUAACUCCUGCCCAUUUCCUACUUGGAGACUCGCAAUCAGAACCAAUGCAAGGAAACUUAUUAGACGUGCCAAAUAACGCUGUAUCAAGAUGGCAACACCAACAAAAAAUUAAACAACAUUUUUGGAUCCGUUGGAAAAAAGAGUAUUUGCACCAACUACAAAUGCGUACAAAAUGGUACCACGACGCCACGAAGCUGGAGCCUGAAGCAAUGGUAAUAAUGAUGGAUGAACAAACACCGCCGCUUAAAUGGGCCUUAGCGCGAAUACUGGAGUCACCCAGGGGAUGA
Messenger RNA from Trachymyrmex cornetzi, 2481 nucleotides. RefSeq lists its product as uncharacterized. Bases 1 to 2481 code for a protein of 826 amino acids. Gene Ontology annotation, molecular function: nucleic acid binding. The transcript has 4 exons. Lineage: Eukaryota; Metazoa; Arthropoda; Insecta; Hymenoptera; Formicidae. The record is from RefSeq and is a predicted model, not a curated record. Gene Ontology annotation, biological process: DNA integration.